UCCACGCCUCUUUCCAUACUUCUUUCAAACUCACCACCAGAAUCUGCCAUAGAAAUUAUUGUAUUCUCAAUCUCAACUGUUACAUUCAAGAACCCCUCAAUUGCUGCACUUCUACUUGGAAUAGCCCUACCAAAAUCAAGCCCAGUUUACCAUGGCACGUCCCAAACCUGCACUAGUUCUGAGCUCCCUCUUUUUGCUACUCAUUUUCUUCCAAACUAUCAAUCCAAAUGUGAGUGCCCAAAAUGAUCACAGCAGCCUUCAGCACAUGUCUGCAACUGAAACUAUUGGCUGGCCUUUGAACAACAGCACAUUCUUCGACCCCGGCGAAGAUGGUCUUGAAGAUGAAGAUGAAGAAGAAGAAGAAGAAGAUGGUGGCGGUGAGGUUGGUGAUCAUGGGAGGACACUACUCUACUACUACUACAGAUCAAGCAGGCCAAGGCGUUAUUACAUUUCUUAUGGGGCAUUAGCUGCCAACAGAAUCCCCUGCCCGCCUCGCUCUGGAAGGUCUUACUAUACCCACCACUGUUACAGAACACGUCGCCCAGUCAACCCCUAUUCCAGAGGAUGUUCCGCUAUCACCCGUUGCAGGAGAUGAAUUUACUGAAAUUCACUCAGAUUCAGCAUCGCUUUUUUUUUUUU
Molecule: messenger RNA, 639 nt
Organism: Coffea arabica (coffee)
Lineage: Eukaryota; Viridiplantae; Streptophyta; Magnoliopsida; Gentianales; Rubiaceae
Product: protein RALF-like 34
Biological process (GO): calcium-mediated signaling
Cellular component (GO): plasmodesma
Source: RefSeq, a predicted model, not a curated record